AUGGACGUCGCCGAACUCUCCCAACGCAUGCGCCGUUUCUUGCACGCCGGCAGCAGACACUCCUUGGAAGCCUCCUAUGAGCCGCUGUCUGAUUCCUCUAUUCGCCUGCUCACCAUCAAGCCGAGCGCGAAGCGCACAGACAAGAUUGUGUGCGAGCUGCGCACCGUCGCUUUUGACGAUCAUGUCCGCUACCGCGCUCUCUCCUACGUAUGGGGCGACCCUGAUGAGACGGGCGUCGCCAGCGUCAACGGCAAGUCGUGCAGGUUCACGUUGAACCUGAUCGAGGCCCUGCGCCAAUUGCGCGAAUCCAUGUACGACCACAAGACCCUGGAGGCGCUGCCCCUCUGGGCCGAUGCUGUCCGAGUCGUCAUCUGGCUUGGGCGCAUGCGCGGCCCUGACGAUGAAAAUCCGCCAGAAAAGGGCGACAGGCACAACGACGACGUCUUUUGCUGA
Verticillium dahliae VdLs.17 is the source of this 453-nucleotide messenger RNA. RefSeq lists its product as uncharacterized. The record is from RefSeq and is a predicted model, not a curated record. Lineage: Eukaryota; Fungi; Ascomycota; Sordariomycetes; Glomerellales; Plectosphaerellaceae. Bases 1 to 453 code for a protein of 150 amino acids. The transcript is spliced from 2 exons.